GUUACGAGUCGAAGGUGCCGGAAAGAAGUGUAAUGACGCGCCACGCUCUUUCCGUUGUGGUGCCCCAGGUUCUUGGACGAUGUUGUCGACAGAUGGGGUUACAGCUCGGUGCUAGCACAAUCUACUGGUUUGCAUUGCUAACGUUCGUCUGGUGUGGUGCAAACAACCUGCACAUGAACGAUGGCGUACGGACGCAGGACAUUAUUGCUGGUGAUGUGUUUUUCGAAAUUAUAGAACCGUCGGCCCUGGAGUACACGUACCGCUUGCGACCGGCGAAAGAUUUUGGAGGUACGUUUGGCAUUACGUACAAAUCGCCACACGGGAAGCUUGUGCCGGCAUUACCAGCCGAUGCAUGUUCGACCAAAUUUGAGAACGCCGAUGAGUUGGUUGGAAACAUUGCACUCGUCGAACGUGGUCAUUGUUCGUUCCUAACGAAAGCCAUCAACGUGGAAGCAAUCGGUGGUGCAGCAAUUAUAGUUACCGAGUACGAUACGGAGAUCGAUGACUUUGACUACUACAUUGAGAUGGUGCAUGACAACACCGAUCGCGAGACGAACAUUCCGGCAGGAUUUCUGCACGGCAAGAAUGGUAUCAUUAUCCGGCAGACGCUUAAAAAGAUGAAUUUGCCGUACGCGAUCGUUAACAUUCCCGUCAACCUGACGUUUAUUCAGCCGCACAUGAUAAAUCAACCACCGUGGUUGCCAUGGUGA
Anopheles maculipalpis is the source of this 710-nucleotide messenger RNA. Its product is annotated as PRADC1-like protein. The coding region runs from base 33 to 710 and encodes 225 amino acids. The transcript is spliced from 3 exons. NCBI's taxonomy places the organism in Eukaryota, Metazoa, Arthropoda, Insecta, Diptera, Culicidae. The record is from RefSeq and is a predicted model, not a curated record.